AUGACAGAGAAGCCCAAGCCUUCGCUCGUCAAGAUACCUUCUCGGACAUCUUCUCACCAGAGACCGUCCGAGACCACGUCUACUACCACGCCUGUACCGACCAUACCGAAUGAACAGCCCCCGGCUCCCAGGCGCGGCUCUAAACGAAGCCUCCUGAGCAGAAGUAGGAAUGCCAGCCGUAGCAGCAGGAAGUCAGCUAAGCCUGCUCGGGCUGCUGACGACCCCAAGGAGCCAGUGCCUCCCCCGGCACAGUCUGGCGCUCCCAGAAACGAGAAGAAGCCUCGGAGCGGCUUUCUUGCCAUUUUGAACUGUUGUUUACCACACCAACUGCCUGAUGAUACAAAGUCGGACGAUCCUGACGUCUCCGCGAAGAAAGUCAAAAUACAGCCUACACCGCAGAGAACAUCCAGGCCACCGGAACAGAGUGAAGUCGUCGAAAACGAGAAACCACUGGAAGGCAGGACGCCCGCGGCCGAGCCGUCUUUGGAGGGUCGAGGGGCUGAAGAAGAGAAGGCUGCGCAUCCCGAGAAAAGGGCGAAUGACGAUGCCAGACCAAGAAUAUCACGAGAGCCCGUGGCAAGUGGCAACGGUGCGGGAUCUCCCACAGCUGAGUUGAAUCCCGAGGACCAUGGUGCAGUUCCUGGCCGCGGUCAAGACCAACUACAGACCACAACUGCCACUGCACCCGAAUCGUCUGCCAAACCAGAACCAAGUGUGACGGUGGCAACGCCUUUCAAACAAGACACCCCCAUAGACGCCCAAAAGCAUGGAAAGGAGAACAACAGAAACAGUGAUGUCGAGAUGGAUGAUGCCCCUCCUGCAGUGCCAAGUGUCGACGAUGAACCCGUAGACGAGCCCCCUCAACCUGCAGAGCAACAACCUCAAGUGUCUCUGCCUCCACCGCCACCCUUGGAGAAACGCCAGGAGCAGAUAUCCACCAAGGAAUUUCCACCUAUCCCAGAAGCGGCGCUCGAAAAGCACUCAUGGCUCCUGCCACCAGUUGACCCUCACCUGAAGGGAAGGAAGUGUUUGGUUCUUGAUCUUGAUGAAACGUUGGUACACAGCAGCUUCAAGAUCCUCAACCAGGCAGACUUUACGAUUCCGGUCGAGAUUGAAGGCCAGUACCACAACGUAUACGUCAUUAAAAGGCCAGGCGUGGACGCCUUUAUGAAACGGGUUGGCGAACUGUACGAAGUGGUCGUCUUUACAGCCUCAGUUUCCAAAUAUGGUGAUCCAUUGCUGGACCAGCUAGAUAUCCACCAUGUGGUGCACCACCGACUGUUCCGGGAGAGCUGCUAUAAUCACCAAGGAAACUAUGUGAAGGACUUAUCACAAGUUGGACGGGAUCUGAAAGAAGUGAUCAUCAUCGACAACUCGCCGACGUCGUACAUCUUCCAUCCGCAACAUGCGGUUCCAAUAAGUUCAUGGUUUUCGGAUGCCCACGACAAUGAGUUGCUCGAUCUGAUCCCGGUCCUCGAAGAUUUGGCAGGGCCACAAGUGCAAGACGUGAGCCUGGUAUUGGACGUGGCUCUCUGA
Messenger RNA from Capronia epimyces CBS 606.96, 1536 nucleotides. RefSeq lists its product as uncharacterized. Lineage: Eukaryota; Fungi; Ascomycota; Eurotiomycetes; Chaetothyriales; Herpotrichiellaceae. Gene Ontology annotation, molecular function: phosphoprotein phosphatase activity. Bases 1 to 1536 code for a protein of 511 amino acids. The record is from RefSeq and is a predicted model, not a curated record. Gene Ontology annotation, cellular component: plasma membrane. The transcript has 2 exons.